UAAUAUCUUAUUACAGUCAUCGAGUGUUACUCUUCGACAACUAUUGUCACAUAUCGUUGCAAAUAAAUUAAACGUAUAAAAACUGCUGUUGUACAAGCUGCAAAACUCUUUGAUGCGUUCAUGAUUGCCGACAAGAAAUAAAAUAUUUUAUAUUAAAAAACUAUAAAAGAAAUUUGUUUAUAAUAUCCUAAAAACAAAAUUGUAAUACGAUAUCGUAAGACACAGUAAUAUCGUAGAAUAAAAUAAUUUAUCACCACAAUGGGUACGACAACAUUGUAUUUUAACGAUACAACUUAUUGGCUUCUGACCGCACUUGCCGUAACGUUAAUUGCAUUGUACUAUUUCAUUGAGCAUUCUAGAGCAGUUCGUCUCAUUAAAAAAAUGCCAGGUCCACCAUCCUUACCUAUCAUAGGCCACCUACUAAUACCUCUUGCAAAGUCUCCAGAAGACAUGUUUAAUACAACUUUGAAAUAUCGUGAUAUAUAUGGAUUAGCAGCAGGCGUAUAUAUUGGACAUAGAGUAGCAGUCUUUCUGGCAGAUCCACAAGAUAUUGAAAUAAUUUUAAGUAAUCCUGCGCAUAAUGAGAAAGCUGUGGAAUAUGAAUUCUUCGAACCAUGGCUUGGAGAUGGUUUGCUUAUCACAAAAGGUGAUAAGUGGCACAGACAUAGAAAAAUAAUAGCGCCCACAUUUCACAUGAGUAUUUUAAAGACAUUUGUACCUCUGUUUUAUGAGAAUAGUAUAGAUCUCGUGAGACGGCUUCGCAAUGAAGUUGGAAAAGAAUUCGACUGUCAUGAUUAUCUAUCAGCUGUAACGGUUGAUAUUUUAACAGAAACUGCGAUGGGAGUUAAAAGAGAAAAAAGGAAAAACACUGGAUACGAUUAUGCCAUGGCAGUGAUGAAAAUGAGCGAUAUUGUACAUCGAAGGCAUUAUAAUGUUAUAUUACGUUCUGAGUUACUUUUUAAACUUACCAAGUUUGCGAGGAAGCAAGAGAAAAUGCUCAAUAUUAUUCAUACGCUGAUAAAUCAUGUUAUUAAAGAAAAAUCGAAGGAUAUAGAAGAUAAAAAUCAACAGCAAAAGGAAGUGCAAAAUGAAAACAACAAACUUGUGGAAAGCGUAAACGCGAUCAAAAAUGAAGGAAAUGACCAAAAUAAUGAUGCUAAAUAUAAACUGCAUUAUGUCAGAGAUGAUCUCGAUGAUAUCGAUGAAAACGAUAUAAAUGAAAAAAAACGACUUGCCUUCCUAGAUACGAUGAUGGAAUUGAAAAAUGUUGGACAGAUGACUGACGAGGAGAUUUGGGAGGAAGUAAACACUAUCAUGUUUGAAGGUCAUGAUACCACAGCAGCUGGCUCAAGUUUUGCACUAUGCGCCUUAGGAUGUCAUCAAGAUAUUCAGGCUCGCGUGCAUGAAGAAUUGGAUGCAAUUUUCGGCGACAGCGACAGACAAUGCACUUUUCAAGACACUUUGGAAAUGAAAUAUCUCGAACGAGUUAUUUUGGAAACUCUGAGACUUUUUCCACCGGUACCUAUCAUUGCCAGAAAACUUAACGAAGAAGUAAAGAUAGUUACAGGUGAUUAUAUUCUUCCAAAAGGUGCCACGGCAAUAAUAGCACAAUUCGCAGCGCAUCGUUCGGACAAAUAUUAUCCGAAUCCAACAGUUUUUAAUCCAGAUAAUUUCCUACCGGAAAAAAUGCAAAAAAGACAUUACUAUGCUUUUAUUCCUUUCAGUGCUGGACCAAGGUCCUGCGUGGGGCGAAAAUAUGCUAUGCUAAAAUUGAAAGUCCUGUUGUCGACGAUACUAAGAAAUUAUCGUGUCAUUUCUGAUGUGCCAGAAAAAGAUUUCGUUUUACGCGCCGAUAUUAUUCUAAAAAGGCAUGACGGAUUCAAGAUCAAGAUCGAACCACGCAAACCAGUAUCUUUGAUUUAAUUCAGGAAAACGGUGAAAUAAUUUAAUUCUCGUGCAAACGCGAGUAAGCGUUAUACUAUAUAAGUUUGAAAAUUAUAUUUUUUAUAUAUUAUACAAAUAUACAUUUCGGGA
This is a messenger RNA of Nylanderia fulva, 2034 nucleotides long. The record is from RefSeq and is a predicted model, not a curated record. Lineage: Eukaryota; Metazoa; Arthropoda; Insecta; Hymenoptera; Formicidae.